UCCCCCCCCAGGGGGCGCCCCUUGGGCGCGCUUCCGCCCGGCUUCUUCCCCGCUCCCUCCCGCCGGAAGUGUGAUGUGGCCGCGAGCGGGUAGCCAUGUCUGCCAUCUUCAAUUUUCAGAGUCUACUGACUGUAAUCUUGCUACUCAUAUGUACGUGUGCCUAUAUCAGAUCCUUGGCUCCCAGCUUACUGGACAAAAAUAAAACCGGACUAUUGGGAAUAUUCUGGAAAUGCGCCAGGAUUGGUGAACGGAAGAGCCCCUACGUGGCUGUGUGCUGUGUUGUGAUGGCCUUCAGCAUUCUGUUUGUACAGUAGCAACUGGAGAGUGUCCCCUACGCCCUACAACCAAACAGCAGAGCAUGGAAGACCUUCUGGCAGGAAAAGAUGGGAAGGUGUCAUCAAGUCUCAUCUCACACAUUGGAUAGCCUGUCUCUUAGUGCACCCCCCACUCACCCACCCCCCCGCAAACAGACGGUCAUGUAAAACAGACGGUCAUAUACAGUAUUAGUCAUAGUAAUGUAACCAACUCCAGGUGACAUGUACUUACUAAUGUCACGUCAGUAGUGACACUCCUGAUGUAACUCUUGAAAUACUGAGUUUCACAGGAGCUUUUUUUACACCGUGCAGUUGAAAAGUCUUUUAAGUUUUUGUUUCUAGACCUGUUUAAUGAAACUUUAAAAUGAUAAAUCUAGCAAUAAGACCACUCUCACAAGAAUAAAGAACAUUGUGACUCUAGGAUAUGUUUACAAAAGUAUUUUCAGUUCUUUACUGUCUGAACAAUUCCUGUCAUUUUGUGAUAGCUAUACUUGCAUACUAAAAAUAUGACCUCUGGCCUAAGUUACAUUCAGCUUUUGUUUUCUAAGCUUGUAAUUCCUCAAAUAAUCUAUCAAUAUUUUUAUUGUUAAGAAAAGAUAUGGAUGAAGGCAGGGCCCAUAACUGUAGUGGUAUCUGACUAGCUGCUGAGAAGGCACAGAUGUGGGCUUUGAGAACCUGGACUGCUUGGUGUAAAAUACCAUAUGUAUCCAUUUUUAGAGAUCUAGGUCUCAGGUAAAUCAUUCCCCAACUUUUUUCAAUAUUGUGAGAGAAGGAUUCCAAAGGCUGUGCUGCUGUUGUUGUGUGUGAUACAAGGUUGCUAAAUCAGCUAAGUGAACAGUUAGCUUCUUAAGAGUCUGCAGAUAGGAAAGUUGCAUGUCCCAAUAUUCUAAAGGUUGAAGAAAACAACUAAAUUAGAUUGCAGUCACUAUUAAUAAAUAUUAGAUUAUCUUUAGUAAUACUUUCCAUUAGCAUUUAUUUUAUAAUUUUGCAAAUUUUCAGUAAUCUAGUAACUUAUUUUAAUAAUACUUGACAGGUGUGUUUACACUAGACAGCUGUAUGACUUCAUAUUUACUGCAUUUGAGAGUUGUCUGUCAGCACUAUUUUUUGGUGUUCUGAAAAGGUAUGUCAUCAGAAUGAGCUAAGCUGGCAAUAAACACACACUGAGAGGUA
Harpia harpyja (harpy eagle) is the source of this 1484-nucleotide messenger RNA. It is a transcript of the gene TMEM167A, whose product is annotated as transmembrane protein 167A. Gene Ontology annotation, biological process: protein secretion; intracellular transport. The transcript is spliced from 4 exons. The record is from RefSeq and is a predicted model, not a curated record. NCBI's taxonomy places the organism in Eukaryota, Metazoa, Chordata, Aves, Accipitriformes, Accipitridae. The coding region runs from base 96 to 314 and encodes 72 amino acids.